AUCUUUCUUUCAGCUCUCUCUCAGAGUGUGGAGGACUGCACAGCCACAGUGCAUAUUGUUGGUACAACGCAGGCUCCCAACCAGAUAGAUAUUCCACUAGGAACUGUCUGCGUGGAGUGUGUUGUCAAUGGAGAAGUAGACACUAGCACAACCACUUUCCUAAUUGGAAACUCACCAAUCACAAGCCUGGAUGGUGGAGUUCUUGUGGUGGAUACUAGCAUGACAUUCCAGGCAUCCCCUGACCCUGACUUUGCGGUGUGUUAGUGGCUCAGUGGCUGUAAGACAGGCUUCAGUUUUCUUGGAUGUGUAUCUACCGCCAACAAUUGAGGGAGCAACUGCAGUCAAAGAGGGAGGCACUCUCUUCCUCGUCUGUGACAGCACAAACUCCAACCGAGAACCGCUUGCGCAAUGGUUCGACAAAGAUGGCCUAGAUGGUGUCUGCAUCUGAAGUACUGAAUAUCCCCAACAUCAUGAGGUCUCAGGCUGGGACCUAUAUCUGUCGAACCUCUCCUCCAAACCCUGACAACUCUACCAGCACAACUGUGACAGUAGUCAUACAAUGUGAGUGCGUGUUGCUAUACAGUUAGCUGUGCACAAAGCUAAAAAA
Molecule: messenger RNA, 607 nt
Organism: Geodia barretti
Lineage: Eukaryota; Metazoa; Porifera; Demospongiae; Tetractinellida; Geodiidae
Source: the annotation of a GenBank genome assembly